This is a messenger RNA of Polypterus senegalus (gray bichir), 4201 nucleotides long. RefSeq names its product gastrula zinc finger protein XlCGF26.1-like. The transcript is spliced from 3 exons. NCBI's taxonomy places the organism in Eukaryota, Metazoa, Chordata, Cladistia, Polypteriformes, Polypteridae. Gene Ontology annotation, molecular function: DNA-binding transcription repressor activity, RNA polymerase II-specific. Gene Ontology annotation, biological process: negative regulation of transcription by RNA polymerase II. The record is from RefSeq and is a predicted model, not a curated record. The coding region runs from base 104 to 2122 and encodes 672 amino acids.
AAAAAGAACGACGCAUUUCUGUUGGUAAAUCGAGAGGCUGACGUUGUCGCGCUGUCGAGCUCUUGAGAAGAUCAAAAAAGGAAACUUGAAUUUCCCAUAACAGAUGUGCAAUAUGGAGGAAAGGAGACCAGUUGCUACAGAGCCUAAUAAGAUGAAAUCUGAACGCAGGGAACCCGGCGCAGAUGAGGUACAGAAACACGCGGACGUGGCGAAUCCUUCAAUAAGCAAAGACAACCUCAUCAUGAAUAACACGGCGAAAGGAAAUGUGUGCGUUAAAGAAGAGGAUUGUGAAUGGGAGUCAGCGUACCAUCAGCAGGAGUGGCCCAGCAUUAAAAAGGAGGAGGGUUGUGACUGGGAGUCAGUAGACAUUAAAGAUGAAUUUGAACCAAGAUUUGACUUGCAGAAAGUCGAGGCUAUAAAGAUAAUUAAGGAAGAAGAUGUUAAGCCAGAGUCAUCUUCUCAUUAUGUAUGUCCAGAUGAAGAGCAAACGGGACUAGGAUACUGUUCGUCAAAACUGAAUCCUUCUAUCCAUGUAAAGUCUGAAUUUAUGAAAUCUGAAAUUAAGCCCUUUAAGCAAUCAUCCAGUUCAGAUCAUACAGUAGAAGAUUUACAGCAGACUGGCUGUCUCUCUCUGCCACCAUUUUCUCCGACUGCUCUACAGCCUGGACCACAGCAUAAUGAAAAUAUGAAGAUUGUGACCCCUGGAUCACACAUUCUGAUGCCAGCCACUUUACCAGAUAGUUUCAAACAUGAUAGAGAACUAAUAACACUUGUAAUGGACAAUAACAUUCAACACCAAGUGCAAAGUUCAAAUUCAGACCCUCUACAAGUCUGCCAGGAUCUGAGAGAAACUGUUAAAUGCAAAUCUAAAUACAAACAUGAUCAGUGGAAUUAUAUAAAGCAGAAACCAUUUUCCUGUUCUGAAUGUGGAAAGCAAUUCCCCUACAGCAGCAGUCUGCAGAGGCACAUAAUAAUUCACACUGGAGAAAAACCAUAUUGCUGCCUUGAAUGUGGCAAACGAUUCUCACAAAUGGAAACCCUUCAGAACCACGCAAGAAUUCACACUGGAGAGAAGCCGUACUGCUGUUCUGACUGUGGCAAGCAAUUCUCUACAAGGAGUGGUUUUCAGAAACACAGAAAAAUUCACACUGGAGAGAAGCCAUAUUCCUGCUCUGAAUGUGGUAAGAGAUUUUCACAAAUGUGCACUCUUCAGACCCACACAAGAAUUCACACAGGAGAAAAGCCAUAUUGCUGUUCUGACUGUGGCAAACGAUUCUCCACCAGUAGCAGCUUACAAGAACAUAAAAAAAUUCAUACUGGAGAGAAGCCACAUUGCUGCUCUGAAUGUGGCAAGCAUUUUACCACCAGUGGCCAUCUCCAUAUCCACACACGAACUCACACAGGGGAGAAGCCAUUUUGCUGUUCUGACUGUGGGAAGCAAUUUUCUAGAAAUAGUGGUCUUCAGAUACACAAAAGAAUUCACACUGGAGAAAAGCCAUAUUGCUGUACUGAAUGUGGCAAAAGAUUUUUUGACAGUAGCCAUCUUCAAAGCCACUCAAAAAUCCACACAGGAGAGAAGCCAUAUUACUGUUCAGAAUGUGGUAAACGGUUUUCUCACAGUAGCAGUUUUCAGAAUCACAGAAAAAUCCACACUGGAGAAAAAUCAUACUGUUGUUCUGAGUGUGGCAAACGAUUCUCACAAAUAGGCCAUCUUCAGACUCACAACAGAAUUCACACUGGGGAGAAACCAUAUGGCUGUCCUGACUGUGGCAAACGAUUCUCACAAAUGGGGUGUCUUUUUAGUCACACAAGGAUUCACAAUGGACAGAAACCAUAUUGCUGCUCUGAAUGUGGCAAACUAUUCUCCAACAGUAGCAGUUUUCAGAAACACACGAGAGUUCACACUGGAGAGAAGCCAUAUUGCUGUUCUGAAUGUGGUAAACGGUUCUCCAACAAUAGCAGUUUUCAGCAUCACAGAAAAUUUCAUACUGGAGAGAAAUCCAGAGAGAGUAAGUUGAAAGGCAAAGAAAAGAGAAAGGAGUCCAAAAGUGUGUGUAGUACAAACACAUCUAAUGACUCAGGUCUCGAUGAGUACCUUCAAGUAAUGGCCUUUGUUGUAUAAGAUCUACACCAAAUUCUAUAAGGAGAAACUCAUUUCUUACUGGAUCUGAUCAUACUGGCCCUAUGUCUCCCAUGACAAAAUGGUACCAACCUCCUGACUCUGCAUUACGUGAGGUGAUAAAUAUCUUAAUAUAAAGACACAGCAUCAAGUGUGGUGUCAGUCCAGAUAAACUGCUGGACUCACUGAAGUGGGAGAAAAUACCACAAAAAAUAAGAGGGCUAGAACAGUCCUGUGGUCAAUUGAGGAUACAGAGGAGGUCGUGUUCUGUUUCUCUUAUGCAACAAAUCCUGAGUCUCUUUUUGAAGAUAUGGCAAGUGGGCUUGUAUAAAAACUGGAAUCUGUAAAAAUAAUCUUGACAAUCACCUUAAGUGAAAUAACUAAUACAAAUUUCAGAGUUGUAAUCAAAGCUAUUCAAAAUCAAAAUCAAUAAUGAUGGCAGAAAUUAAAUUAUCUUGUAAAAUUACCUUGAAAGAACAGCAAAAGGAAAAAAAAUCCCAAAGCUAUGAAAAAAAAGGAGGGGGAAAGGUUUGGGAUGAAAAGAAGGGGGGAGACUUUAGAUAGUGAAGUGUUUUCGCCAAUAUCAGAGAAGAAACAGAAAUAUCUGAAAACAAAACCCAAAUAUGAAUUGACAUUCUCAAAAAUGAGUAUAAUCCAGAAAUGGUAUGGCCUUAAAAACUCACCAAUUUUUAUAAUGAUAUUUACAAGGAUCCUAUGCUAUCAGGGUCUAAUCUUUUCUUGAAAACAUGUCUCUCCGUUUUCUGAUAGCAGAAGCCUAGAAUCUAUUCGUUUCAAAGAGAAAAAAAAAAUGCUUUCCAAGCAUAUCUCAGAUAUGUCAAUUGUACAGGUAAGUGCCAACCAAAUCAGACAGACGGAGCUAGUGAAAUUCAGACAUCUGGUGGACAUUUGCACAAAGCUGAUGGCUGAAGGCUUCUUCAACCUAAGGCAUAACAAAGUGGCCAGACUCUGAAAUGAUUCCAAGAAACCAGUGAGUUCGCUGAAAGUCAGAAACAACAGGAGACGGACACCAAUAAAAAGUAAAAAGCUAUUUCUUUAUUCUUGGUAGCAGAGAAACUACAGCUGCUGAACAUUUCAGUGUUCUACAGAUCUCUGCCUGCUAGCAGGAAGAACAUCUUCCUUUAUACUCAAGCUUUUUUGAUGAAAUAAAUAAAAAGAGGGAAUGCAGCAGUUCAUUUUGAGGUUUUACAUAAAUUACAAUAGCUUGCAAUUCCCUGAAUUACAAUGUGCACAUUGCUUCUUUCAGAUAAAGAGGUUAUCAGGGCACUCACAGUUUUAAGAAAUAUGCUCAAAUAGUUUUAAGUAAGAGUUCAGAAACUGUCACAUUGAUUUAUAAAAUAACAGGGUGUUCUGUUAGUAGCAAGAGGUCAGCAGUUUCUCGUAAAAGAAAGUCUCUUAAUUCUGUGCACAAGCUUAAUUCUUUUUCUACAUAAAUGAAGACUAAAUCAUAGAGCUUUUUUUAGCAUGAUUAAUACAUAAUACAGUCCUUGGUAUUGUGAGUUAACUACUUAUAAUCAUUACAGUUAGUAUUUCUUCCUCACCAGACAAGGCUGUUAAAAAAAAAACAAACAAACAAACAAAAAACACUUGGACAAAGCCUGGAUAAUUAAAUUAUCAGUUUCAAGUGAUAACGCCGUGUAAAGAAAGACCUCAGUAACAGCAACAGCCCUGUUACUCGCAUGAUGGCAGUGCUGGGAGGUCCCGUCCCUUCGGCUCCAACAGAAAAGGGAAAAGACGAAAUAAAGAAAAUUUACAAAAACAAAUAAUAAACUAGAAAAUUUCAUGAAAAGCAAGUAAAGCAGAGAAUUAACAAGAUUUUUCACAAACAAGAUUGACAAAAUGAUGCAGAAAAAUAAACAAAUUAUAAAAAAUAAAACAAAAAUCACAGAUGGUGCCCUGGCAAAAUGAUAAACCGAAGCAGAGGAACAAGAGGAUCAGACAGGCACAAGAAACAGGAUACUAAUUGUGCUGAUUUUUCUCUUGUACCUUGGCAUGCAUAUUAUAUAUGUAAAGAAAAAUUAUAUAUAUAUAUAUAUAUAUAUAUAUAUAUAUAUUGUGGACUGG